AUGAGGGCUGUAUUACGUUUAAACAAUCCCAGGGCCAGAACAGGCAAACUCCGUGAGGUUUUGCGUGGUGAAACCUGCAAGAGACAAAGGACUUUGUCAAGCUUCUGUGAACAACACAGGAGUGCCGAAGAUGGAUCUAAAAGAGGCUUAUAUGGCCUUCGGAUAUGGAAUAUGGUGGGGUCAAGUAUUAGGAUUGCAGAUGUAAUGAGGGGUUGGCUUGGAAGGAAGGGUGCAGUGGAUCAACUUCCAUUUUGUGGUUCUGCCACUGGGGCUGUUGAUGGAUGCCUCUACAUGCUUGGUGGAUUCUACAAAGCUUCAGCCUUGAGGUGUGUCUGA
Molecule: messenger RNA, 336 nt
Organism: Ilex paraguariensis (yerba mate)
Lineage: Eukaryota; Viridiplantae; Streptophyta; Magnoliopsida; Aquifoliales; Aquifoliaceae
Source: the annotation of a GenBank genome assembly